CCUGUCAUUUUGCGACACUUAAGAUGGCUGCCUCCAUGAGAUUAGCGUGUGCCGCUUCGGUACCGGGAAGGCUACUUAGAGCAGAGUUUCCACCCCGCCCCCCGACGUUAAGGAGUUUAUAAAGCGGCAGUAGUGCUAAUUCUUCUCUCUGGUAGGACGAAGAAGAUUCCCAAGAAGGAGCAGAGCAGAAGCGUAAGGCGCGCAUAAAUACGAGCGGAGAGAAGCAAAACUAUUAAGAGGUUGGAGGACCGGAGUAAGACUUGAUACUGAUGAUCAGACCUAUAGCGGGUCCUGCUUGUUUGUUGUACAGAUACAGUUUGGGGACAGACAAGUAGCAGCAAGAGCCACGUGAGUGACUUUGGCUUUCUAGAAGUAAUGAUGCGCCCCGUGUUGCUGUCACCUUGUGUUAAAAGUUGCUCCCGGAUACUUGCCCAGUUCUGGGCUGAAGGAGGUGGAAAGCCCAGGCAGCGGCGAUGCCUCUUCUCCAGUUCUCCGUCGCUUUCUUCGGCUUCCUAUUGGAGCAAAGUGGUUUCGGAGGCCGAGAAAAUUGUGGGCUACCCGACCUCUUUCAUGAGCCUUCGGUGCCUCUUGAGCGACGAGCUGAGCAACAUCGCUAUGCAGCUGCGCAAAUUGGUGGGAACCAACCACCCCUUGCUUAACACGGCCAGAGGCUUUGUGUCUGACACCAGGAACAAUUUGCAGAUGAGAGGCCUAGUGGUUUUACUUGUGUCUAAGGCUGCUGGCCCCAACUUGUCAAUAGAAGAGUCCAUUCAGAAUGACAUUGUCAGUGGGAUAUAUUCCAGUCAACGAACUCUUGCAGAGAUCACAGAGUUGAUCCACACAGCUUUUCUUGUGCAUCGUGGAAUAGUAAACAUUGCUGAACUGACAUCCUCAGAUGGAGCAUUGAAAGAUAUGCAAUUUGGAAAUAAAAUGGCUGUCCUGAGUGGUGAUUUUCUUCUAGCAAAUGCCUGUACAAGUCUUGCUCAGCUGCAAAAUACUAAGGUGGUAGAGAUUAUGUCAAGUGCCAUUGGUGAAUUAGUACAAGGAAUAUAUUAUGAAAAGUCAAGCUCAGGAAAGGAAAACAUUCUUACAGACGACAUCAGAAUAUCAGAUUGGAAAGAGCAGGUUUUCCAAUCUCAUUGUGUUUUGCUGGCGAAAGGCUGCAAGGCUGCAAUGGAGUUGGCAAAGCAUGCGGCAGGAAUUCAGAAGAUGGCGUUUAUGUAUGGGAAACACAUGUCUAUGUGUCACAAGCUAAAUGCUGAUAUUCAGCCAUUUAUUGAUGGAAAUUCGAAUGAUUCCCUGCCAUUUAACUUAAAUUCUGCUCCUGUAAUAUUCCAUCAAGAGUUUGUUGGAAGAGAAGUCUGGAUUAAGCAAAUUAAAGAGAGUCAAGGCAAAGGAGACUUAAUAGACUAUAGCAAGUUGCAAGAAGCAAUCAAGGCUAGCAAAGGUGUGACUUCAGCUAUUGACCUAUGUCGUUGCCAUGGAAACAGCGCACUGGAAGCUCUAGAAUGUUUCUCUCCCUCUGAGGCCAGAUCUGCCUUAGAAAACAUUGUUUACGCUGUGACAAGAUUUCCAUAAUGUAGAAUUGGGGGAAAAAAACUGUUGUUCAUUUGUGGAAACGAGCCAAACAGAACAGGUGAUUGCAAAAGUCAGAUCUGCCAUUGCUAGGGAUCCAAAUGCAUUUGUGGCUUUAAAAAAAAAAAGUGUUUCUGUUCCAUUCACUACAUUCCCAAAUGAACACAUCUCCUUCAGAACUGCUACAAACAAAAUUAGGGAAAAAAGGUCAAACAGUUUUCAGUUGUCAUGCCAGAAGCACACUUGAGGCUGCACUGGUAGAAAUAAUUAAUGACACUAGCUUCUGUGACCUCAGCAAAUGGACAGGAAAUAAGUCCUUAUUGAUUGGACAUAGUCAGGGAUGGCGCCAGCAUGGUGGCCUGUGGUUUUCCUACAGAAGAGAAGACAGAGGGGGCCAUGAAGCUGCAGGGAGCAGUGGUUUCCACAUUUAUUAGAAAGCUGGGUGCUUAAAAGUAGAAUUUAUGUAGCAAUUUAUCAACACAAAAGGGAGCUUGAUGAAUUGGCAGAAAGGAGUGGAUUUUUAUCCUACAUGAAAUGUUUCUGUAGGAGUUUUUCUGUGCACUGAAAUAUAAAAUAACCUUAUAACUAUUAUGUUUAAACAGGUCGCUGAAAGAGCAUUGUAAGUAUGGAAAGCCCUUAUUGUGAUGUUGAAUUGUUUUUGAAAUUCUGUUCUGUUCUUUUUUUGUGCAAUUCUGAUUAAAAAAAUGGAACUUUAAACAGUGAUUGCUUUUUCUAUAUUGUACAAAAACAAAUACUGUAUUUUCUUACAUUUAUCAAGAAAUCUACUCAGUUUUCAUUUUUGCCCAAUGUUAAAUCAAUUUUUGCUUCAGUUAUCUAUCAUAAAGGAUUAAAUGAUAGUUCUUUCUCUCUUCCCUCUGUACAGGAUUUCAUCCCCUGAAUGGAUGUAUAAGAAGUGUUUUAACCUUACUGUGUCAAAUGUUAAAGUCCAAUUACAGAGAGAAUACAUGGUAUAUCAGAAGCCUGCAAUCAGACACUGUCUCUAUUUUGUUCAUAGGAGAUGAAUUUUGUGGUUUGCAUGCUUGCAAUCUGAGAACAUCGUUGACAAGAAGGCUGAGUUUACAUAAAUGAUCCAGAUUGAGACUCAGCUACCUUUCUUCCUUGUGUGGUGUAAUUACAGCCCAAUCUGGAGACAGCUAGCACAGCAAACAGAUUUCAUUACAUUGCUCUUUCAAACACUAAGUGGAGUUAUUUUAGUUAAUUUUUUUUUCUCUGUGUCUCUCUAGUGAUGUGUCAUACACCUUCUGCAUAAUGGCAAAUAUUUCACCAACAGAAACAUUAUUUUUUAAAGUUGAAGAUUUAGUUUCACUUAUGAGAUGCACAUGGGGAAUUAAUGCAUUUUCAAACCUUGACUAGCUAGACUGGACUUCUGGUACUUUCCUUGUGUACAAAAAUAUUAUCACACUAUUAGUAUUUAGUAAUUACAUGAAUAAAUCAAACUAUUUCAGUCCUAAGGAACAUUCCGUUUUGAAGGAAGGAUGGAUAGACAGAUGGAUAGCAAUUUUUUUGUUUCAAAUAUAUUUUAUCAUUAAGGGUUACUUUUAAAAUAUUAGCACAUGUAGCAUAAUAAUUUGAAAUUUAUGAAAUUAUUAUCAACAUUAGACUACAUGUGCCACCAAUCUAAUCUUAUAGCAGUCCUUGUAAUAAAUAUGUAAAUAGUAUCCACAAAAAGGACACAGAAACAUUACAGCUAAAUUAUUAAGAUAUUCAGAUUCCGAUAAAAGUAGAUGGGAAACUGCAAUAGCCACAAAAUUGUCAGAAUUUUUAAGUACUUCAAUUUUUAUUUAACAAUAUUGUCUUCUUAGCCUAACAAUUGCUUGAUCUAUGGAGGACUUUCCAGCUACAGAUACAUAUUUAUCAUCUGAUAAGUUACACAAUGGACCUCAGAAGGAAGUUAUGUCAUGUGAACAGAAAACUUCUCAUGAAAUCUUAAUUUUUCUAUACUUUCAGGAAUCUGAAAAUAAGAGUGUUUGGUAUUAUACUGUAGUAUUUAGCUUCCACUACAUUUUUUUAAAAUAAAUCUGAAUUGGAUUCUGAAUCUUCAGAAUAAUUUAAAUACAACAAGUGAAAUAUAUUGUAAGUCACCCAGAGUUACCAUGUGGCAAAAUAGGUGGCUAAUAGGUGGGAGUUUUGUACUUCAGAGGGGGGGGGAUAUGUGGCUAAUGAUGGUUGUGAUGACAUUGAUACUUGUCAAUAGUUGUUCCUUGACACUGGCAUUUUAGAAAUCAUGCUUAAUUUUGAUAUAAACUUUUUAUUCAUCUUUAAAAGUUUGUUUUCUAAGUAUUAAUGUUAAUCUCUAGUCAAUAUUGUAUAAAUACUGUACUCAAUAUAAUGUAUUAACUGUGUUUUAUAAUAAUAAAGUAAAACCAAAGAUGAUACUUGUACAGGAGUACUCCAUACCAUACUUUUAGGCAGAAAACACUUGCUAGAUCAAGGGAAGCCGCCAAUCUUAGCACCUAAUAACAGUAAGAAUACUUUAAAGAAAAUAAUCAUUUUCUCAUGGAAAUAAUUUCAUUUUAGAGAUAUGUGAAGAUAUGUGAAGACUAAAAAAAUAAUGCAUUGGUAGGCAAAAUCAAGUUUUAUUGGAGAGUUUAGUGAAAAACAUCUGCCAAUUGAACUAUAGGAAGUUGAAGAUAUAUUUGAAUAGAUUUUCUGUCAUGCCUUACAACUGCAAAAUCAUGUUGCCAGUUUCUAUACAAACUCGCUUCUAAUGAAGUUUUCUUGCUCUGAUAUAUAAACCAAUACCUAGUUCAAUAUAUAACUGAAGAUUAAAAAGGGAAAGAAAAUCAAUUAUGUAAAUAAGUAUAAAUUUAAAAAUGGUACAAUGCAUCUGCAAGAGAUAGCAUAUAAUCUUCCAUUCAAAGUUUGCUGAUGUGUAUCAUAAUAUUUCUAUAUUCAUAAGAUUUUUAGAUCUGAUUUUAUUUUAUAUUUCAGGCACUAGAAUCUCUAACUGAGAGCAAAUCAUAAUCUCUGUCUCCUGAAUCUAUGAUGGAUUCUUUCAAAAAACUGUUAACUAUUUUAGGAAACAUGAUCAAGUGGCUCAGUUCUGUUGGGAAUGUGUUAGAAAGCACUCCAUUUCCUGAAUUAAGUUUUCUAGUCUGUAAUACUGUAAUUAGUACAGGCAGAAUGCAGAAUCUGAUCCAUUCUGUAAAUCUUUUGAGAUAGCUGAAACCUAACAAAAACAAUCAGCAGUGUACUGCUGGAAAAUGUAACAUAUUCCUUGCUAACACCACAUCUAAAUCCUACUGACCUUUCUUAUGUUUACUUUCAAUGACAGAUUUUUUUUCCUAAGAGGCACACUAUUUUUAUGGUACAUACAGAGUUUUUUAUUCAAUGUUUCUAUUAAAACACUUCAUAAUGAAAGUGUCUUGGGUUACCUCUGUCAUCCAUUAGGAGUGGUAUUUUAUUUUGAAAGACCUGGGGGUGAAACCAAGUGUUUCCAUAUAUAAUUAUUAACAAGGGACUCAUAAAUACUUCUGUAUUAGGUCAAUGUAUCCUCUAUGCCCAACAGAACAUCAAUAUCCGUUUUGUUUCUUGAAGGAUUAUUAAGAAAUGAAAUAUUCAAGCAUGUAACAAUUCAUCCUCUAAUUCUAUAGAGUGUUUUGAAUGCAAUACAAAACUUGGUGGCCUUGAUCAGUAAAUUCACAUGGCUUAAAUCUAAAAGAAAAUCUAAUGAAGUGGGAAUGAGUAUACAUUAAAAUAAAAUAUGUUGUUUUUGUAAUUGUUUUUCAUACUCUUCUAAGAUUACUCAUAUGCUGUAUUAUGGUCAAAGAUCCACAUAAGGAAAGGGGGGUACAAAGAAUUAAAAAGCAUAAAAAUGCAUCCAAAUAAAAAAUAUUAAAAUUCAUAUUUAAAGCUGAAAAUAUAUAUUUUUGUAUGUAUAUUGUGUUAUACAUGUAUUGUGAUCUACAUAUAUCCUAUAUCCAUGUCCUGCUCCUACCCCUCCUCUUUGAUUGCUUUUAAUUUUUUAUUUCUUUUAGCUUUUUAAUAUUUGUUAUUAAAUAAAAAUAUGUUUUAUUUU
Messenger RNA from Crotalus tigris (Tiger rattlesnake), 5614 nucleotides. RefSeq names its product decaprenyl diphosphate synthase subunit 2 (gene PDSS2). The transcript has 8 exons. Gene Ontology annotation, biological process: isoprenoid biosynthetic process; ubiquinone biosynthetic process. Gene Ontology annotation, cellular component: transferase complex; mitochondrion. The record is from RefSeq and is a predicted model, not a curated record. Gene Ontology annotation, molecular function: prenyltransferase activity. Bases 376 to 1578 code for a protein of 400 amino acids. Lineage: Eukaryota; Metazoa; Chordata; Lepidosauria; Squamata; Viperidae.